Molecule: messenger RNA, 1341 nt
Organism: Funneliformis mosseae
Lineage: Eukaryota; Fungi; Glomeromycota; Glomeromycetes; Glomerales; Glomeraceae
Source: the annotation of a GenBank genome assembly
AUGAAGUAUAACCUUCCCAAUUCUUCUGGAUCAUCAUCAUCAUUGCUUCUUAGUAUGAAUCAACAACAGAGUGAUAAGUUUGAAAGCAUUCUUUUCGCUUGGAAAUCAACAGAUGAUAUCAAUGUAUUAUUUUCAAAACGAGAAAAUAAUCUUGAUAAUGAAGAUAAUUCGUUCUCGGUAAUGGAGUUGGAUGAUGUAGAUUUUGAUGAACUCGAUAUCUCGCUACCACUAGAAGAUGAGGAAAAAUUUUUAGAGGAUCUAAAUCUUUAUCUUGAUGGUUUUUCAAAUUUAUGUAGACAAAUGCAUUCAUUGGAUUUAAUAAAACGUACAAAUGAUGUUUUAGAAGAAUUAUUAUGUGAGGAGAUUGAAUUAAAAAUUCAGAAUACAUGUAAAAGAACUUUUGAUAAACCUAUGCUUAGACGUUCUACAAAGUGGUUAUAUUCUACGGUCUAUCCUUGGCUACAAAUUAUAUUAUCCUGUAACUCUCACCUUUCACAUGGAUCUGUUGAAGAUGAAUUGGUGACUUGGUCAAAACGAUUAAAUUAUCAUUUUUGCAUGGUGUUCUGUGACUCAAGGAUUUCAGAAUUAUUCGACGUGAUUGUUGAUUUCCCGGAUUCAAAAAUUGCUAUUGAUGAUCUAAUUAUGUGUAUGAAGAGAUUAGACAAAGAUUAUAGACUUCGACUUGUUGAAUCACUCCAUAUAGCGUUUCGUAAAAGAUUGUUAAUCCCAGGAGCUGGUACAAUGGACAUAAUUAAUACAUAUAUUUCUACUAUAAAGUGCUUGAGAUUAUUAGAUCCAUCUGGUGUGCUUUUGGAAAAAAUCACGGGACCAUUUAGAAGUUAUCUAAGAACACGGGAAGAUUCUGCUAGAUAUUUAGUAAGCAAUUGGAUGGAUGAUAAAAAUGGAAAUAAUGAAUUGAUUGAAGAGUUGGGCCGUACCGAAGAACCUAUGGAUAAUCAACAGAAUGUUCGGUUCAAUGAUGAUAAUUGGUUACCGGAUCCAAUGGAUGCUGGCCCAGGUUAUAAAUCAUCAAUGUAUCGAUCUGCCGAUAUAACAAAUUUACUUGUUAGUUUAUUUGAUUCUACAGAAUUAAUUACAAAAGAAAUUCAAAAUCAAAUGGCAUCUUAUUUAUUAACUAAAACUGACUAUGACACAGAGAAGGAGCUUAUUAAACUAGAAUUAUUUAAACUUCGAUUUGGGGAAGCAAAAAUGUCUGCAACCGAGGUUAUGAUUAAAGACAUUGCCGAUUCAAAAAGGAUUGAUUCAUUUAUUCGUAGUAAUGAUAAUCCAGUUAGAAGAAAUGAUCCCGAAGAGGUUAUUCUGGCCUACUCUCAAGGAUGA